Messenger RNA from Penaeus indicus, 432 nucleotides. RefSeq lists its product as uncharacterized. The record is from RefSeq and is a predicted model, not a curated record. The transcript has a single exon. NCBI's taxonomy places the organism in Eukaryota, Metazoa, Arthropoda, Malacostraca, Decapoda, Penaeidae. Bases 1 to 432 code for a protein of 143 amino acids.
AUGUCGACCGUCUCUCCAACCCGCCCACUCACCGACUCCAACAACCAACCCCCUCACCCGACGACCCCCAACCCACGCGCCCUUUCACCAACUCCUACCCCUUUCAACUGGCCAACGACCCCAAAACCUUUUCACUCCUCUACCAACCCCAACCCCUCUCACCCGUCAACAGACCCCAACCCCUCUCACCCGCCAACUGACCCCCAACACCCUCUCACCCGCCAACUGACCCCAACAACUCACCACCCCAUCCACGGCCCUAACCGCCAGGCAGCCACCCCCACCGGUCCCCAAACUCCAACCCCUAGACCUCUGAGAAGUGGCCAAGAUGACCUCCCCCCCACGCGAAAACUCUUCUGUGAACUCGAGAUCUACAAAGAUAACCACAACAAGAGACAUUUAAAAAAGAGAUUCCCCAACAAGAAACAUUGA